This is a messenger RNA of Colletotrichum godetiae, 849 nucleotides long. RefSeq lists its product as uncharacterized. The transcript has 2 exons. NCBI's taxonomy places the organism in Eukaryota, Fungi, Ascomycota, Sordariomycetes, Glomerellales, Glomerellaceae. The record is from RefSeq and is a predicted model, not a curated record. Bases 1 to 849 code for a protein of 282 amino acids.
AUGGCCGGCUUUGGCGACACCAUCGACUCACUCUUGGAGACAUAUUCCAAGUGUCUGUCUUUACUGAAGGGGUUGAAAGGGGCGCGCAACAGCAGGCAACCUCGACAACUUCGAAGGAGCCUUCGCUCUGACAGGUCCAAGGUCCAAAGCGUAUACUCCUCGAAGCUGUCCGUGGCUGGGACUCAUCUUGAAAAGGGCGAUGCUGUGGCUCGGUCUUCCGUGCGAAGAGUUAUCAAGCGUCUGACAUCGGCCACGGCUAACUUGCUUCAUCUCAUGACGAGAGGCCAGAACCCCGUCAUUGACUACCAGUCGCUAAAGACUCUAUCCAACUCAUCACGUGUUGACGCUGUCAAAGCAAUCAAUGACCUGUCGCAAAGACUUAGCACCUCGUCUGAAGUCUCACUCGUCCGGGUCAAGCAAGAAGAGCAAGCGUCCGAAGAGGAUACUUGCUGCAGACAGCAAGCCCAAGUUGAGGGACAAGGAAGCCUCGGGGCGCAAACUCCUCAAAGCUACAGCGGAAGGUGCUCAACCGGAGACGAAACCAGCAGAACCUGUCUAUAUGCAGCAAUUGAAGACAGAGAAACGCAUGUCCAUGGCGACGAUGUCAUCAGGGAGCACCAAGCUGGGCGAGAUUCUGCCCAACAAGUUGCGACGAAGGCCGUCGGAAAAGCCGGUGCCGAUAGACCAGUUCAGUGUUGCGCCAACAUAUCCGUUGAGACCCUUCCAUCAACCGGAAGUCAAACGCAAGAGACUAUGGGGGUUGUUCGGAUGACGAUCGUCUUGGUGAAUGGCGUUUGCUCCGUAUCCUGGGAGCAAUGGGAUGAGGUCUGCAUGAGGCACAACGUGUGA